AUGUAUCCGAAAGUGAUAGUGAAAGGUUUCUCUGGAUUGCUGAUGAUCUUAUUAGUCCUUUCUGAAGGUCAAGGUUUCAUUUCAGAAGAUGAUGGAAACUUUGGUUCCUGCAGCAAAAAAAUGCUUGGAUCUACUUGUGAUGUUCUCCGAAAGAUUGAUUCUAGUCGAGACGGAGCAACUCCAGAAAGAAGACUCCAACAGAAUAGACUGGAAAAGAACCCAAAGGAAUCUGGAAGAACUCUUCAGGAUAGACGAAAUAGUAACGAAAGAUUUAUUACAAGAGAUAUUAGCAGAAUGAGAGAAGUUAGGAAUGACCUCAGCAGAUAUUCAAUAUCCAAUAAAAAUAGAGUAAUACAGUCCGAUGAACGAUUUGUGAGGUUAGGCGAAAGACGUACCUCAAGAUCAGAUUACACCAAGCAAAUCAGGUCUGCACUAAGUCCAGAAGAUAUUCGAAGGCGAUCAGUUGAAAAUCGAUUGGUGAGAUUCACUGAAACUCGUGCUGCUAGAUCAGACGAUCGAAGAGAUUCUAGAAUGGAUUUUAAUCGUGCCUCUAGAACAAUUAAUGCAAGACAAGUGAGAUCUGAUACGAAUAGAGAAGUAAGAUUAGUUGAUCCACAAGUUGCAAGAUCCGAUGUGAGGUCCAAUGAUCUUCGAGCUUCAAGGUUUAAUGAAAAUCGUUCUGCAAGAUCAGUGGAUAGACGUUCAUCUAGAUCAGACCAAAUUCGAGAGAGAUCAGUUGAGGAUCGAGUGGCUAGAUCAACUGUAAAUCGUGCUGCUAGAUCAGUCGAUCAAAGAGAUUCUAGAAUGAAUUUUAAUCGUGGCACUAGAUCAACUGAUGCAAGACAAGUGAGAUCUGAUACGAAUAGAGAAGUAAGAUUAGUUGAUCCACAAGUUGCAAGAUCCGAUGUGAGGUCCAAUGAUCUUCAAGCUUCGAGGUUUAAUGAAAAUCGUUCUGCAAGAUCAGUAGAUAGACGUUUAUCUAGAUCAGAUCAAACUCGAGGGAGAUCAGUUGAGGAUCGAGUGGCUAGAUCAAGUGUAAAUCGUGCUACUAGAUCAUUCGAUCAAAGAGAUUCUAGAAUGAAUUUUAAUCGUGGCACUAGAUCAACUGAUGCAAGACAAGUGAGAUCUGAUACAAAUAGAGAAGUAAGAUUAGUUGAUCCACAAGUUGCAAGGUCCGAUGUGAGGUCCAAUGAUCUUCGAGCUUCAAGGUUUAAUGAAAAUCGUUCUGCAAGAUCAGUAGAUAGACGUUCAUCUAGAUCAGAUCAAACUCGAGGGAGAUCAGUUGAUAAUCGAGUGGCUAGAUCAACUGUAAAUCGUGCUCCUAGAUCAGUCGAUCAAAGAGAUUCUAGAAUGAAUUUUAAUCGUGCCUCUAGAUCAACUGAUGCAAGACAGGUGAGGUCUGAUACAAAUAGAUUAGUAAGAUCAGUUGAUCUACAAGUUGCAAGAUCCGAUGUGAGGUCCGAUGAAAUUCGAGCAUCAAGGUUUAAUGAAAAUCGUUCUGCAAGAUCAGUUGAUAGACGUUCAUCUAGAUCAGAUCAAACUCGAGGGAGAUCAGUUGAGGAUCGAGUGGCUAGAUCAAGUGUAAAUCGUGCUGCUAGAUCAGUCGAUCAAAGAGAUUCUAGAAUGAAUUUUAAACGUGCCUCUAGAUCAAUUGAUGCAAGACAAGUGAGAUCUGAUACGAAUAGAGUAGUAAGAUUAGUUGAUCCACAAGUUGCAAGAUCCGAUGUGAGGUCCAAUGAUCUUCGAGCUUCAAGGUUUAAUGAAAAUCGUUCUGCAAGAUCAGUGGAUAGACGUUCAUCUAGAUCAGACCAAAUUCGAGAGAGAUCAGUUGAGGAUCGAGUGGCUAGAUCAACUGUAAAUCGUGCUGCUAGAUCAUUCGAUCAAAGAGAUUCUAGAAUGAAUUUUAAUCGUGGCACUAGAUCAACUGAUGCAAGACAAGUGAGAUCUGAUACAAAUAGAGAAGUAAAAUCAGUUGAUACUCAAAUUGCAAGAUCCGGUACGAGGUCCAAUGAUAUUCGAGCAUCAAGGCUUAAUGAAAAUCGUUCUGCAAGAUCAGUAGAUAGACGCUCAUCUAGAUCAGAUCAAACACGAGAGAGAUCAGUUGAAAAUCGAAUGGUAAGAUCCACUGUAAAUCGUGCUGCUAGAUCAGACGAUCAAAGAGAUUCUAUAAUAGACUUCAAUCGUGACACUAGAUCAAUCGAGACAAGGGAAAUGAGAUCUAACACAAAUAGAGCUGUAAGAUCAGUUUCUCCAGAAGUUGCAAGAUUCGAUGUGAGGUCCAAUGGUAUUAGAGCUUCAAGGCUUAAUGAAAAUAAUUCUGCAAGAUCAGCAUAUAGACGUUCAUCUAGAUCAGACCAAAUUCGAGAGAGAUCAGUUGAAAAUAGAAAGGUGAGAUCUAUUAUAAAUCGUGCAGAUGAUCAAAGAGAUUCUAGAAUACAUGUUAAUCGUGCCCCUAGAUCAAUUGAUGUAAGACAAUUGAGAUCUGAUACAAACAGAGCAUUAAGAUCAAUUGACCCUCAAGUUGCAAAAGCUGAUGUGAGGUUCAACGGUAUUCGAGCUCCAAAACUUGAAGAAAACCACUUUACAAGAUCAGUCGAUGUUACGAAGGCAAGAUCAGAUUAUAGAGCUGUUACUUAUCUUAGGUCUGAACCAGUAAUUAAGUCAACAUCAACCAGGUCUCUUAAUAAUCGAAGAAGUUCUGAAAGGUUAAGGGAGUUUGGUAAUGACAGUAGACAGCGUCAGAACUCUAGUACGAUGACCAGGCUGGAAAACAAACGAAAUAGUGUAACUGCUUCUAGGAGAAACACAGAAAGAUUGUACAUUAAUGACAGAAAAGUAAAGAACAUACGACAAAUACAGAAUGAUAGGAUUUUAGAUCUUGAAGUUCAAGAUGGUCAGAAUAUUAGGAAUCUAGUCAAGACUAGCAGCCGAAGGAAUUUCAGUAAGUACUCGAAAUGCACACUAGGUUAUUUUUUCUAUACAGGGUGUUAA
Harmonia axyridis is the source of this 2991-nucleotide messenger RNA. RefSeq lists its product as uncharacterized. The transcript has a single exon. Lineage: Eukaryota; Metazoa; Arthropoda; Insecta; Coleoptera; Coccinellidae. The coding region runs from base 1 to 2991 and encodes 996 amino acids. The record is from RefSeq and is a predicted model, not a curated record.